Molecule: messenger RNA, 3477 nt
Organism: Drosophila subobscura
Lineage: Eukaryota; Metazoa; Arthropoda; Insecta; Diptera; Drosophilidae
Product: prominin-like protein
Exons: 11
Coding region: 146-3466 (1106 amino acids)
Cellular component (GO): membrane
Source: RefSeq, a predicted model, not a curated record
CAAACACAGAACAAAAGUACACAACAGACGACAUAGACACCAACACAAUCCAUUUGACACUGUUGCACGUGCUUUGAGGAGUCUUCCUCUAUUAGUUCUUCCAGUACUCGAGUGUCCUGUGCAAGGGAUUCGUCGCUGUUGAAAGAUGUAUUCAAGCGGAUCCAGAAAGGACCUCUGUGGUGGUUGCCAUUGUCUGGUGUGCGAAUGUAUCGGGAUGGGUAUGGCGCACGCAAAAAAAUCCACACGCAGACGACGGCGGCAUCACCUCGCUUCCCUUCCCGUGCGAGGGUUCCAUGUGCUGGAGUUGAUCCUUUUAUUGAUUCCACUAACUCUGAUUAUCUUGUCACGGGCUGCUGAUGGAGCAGCUACUUUAAAAUCGAAUAGAGCACCUACAAUCAAAUUGGUAGGAGCAAAGAUUGUAACAGCAAAUGGCUCAGCAGCCACAAUUGUACCAUCCGUGGGCGCAACCACUGUAAAUGCCACAGGAGGAGCAACUACCGUGCAAGCUUCAACUGACACCAACAACGUGGGCUAUCCCCCAUAUUCACGGGAGCCGUUAAUCUUUGCAAGGGCUGCUGGUGAAAGAGCUAAUGUGAAGCCGGUUACAGCUGACAACUACGUGGGCUACCCGCCAUAUUCCCGGGAUCCGAGUAUCUUUGCACGGGCUGGGGGUGAAGGACAAACAAAUGCAACAACUGAUGCAGCUGCAGGUGAUGGUGCAACCACUGUAAAGGGCGAUGAAGAAGGAGGAGGGACAGCACCACCUAUCAAGCCGCAAAAUGUAGAUACUGUUUGGCGUGAGGGCUACGAUGGCGACGGUACGACGCACGAGCAGCUUGGACAGAAGCACUGGCCUGCCGCAGAGUACAGCCGCUACGUGAGCAACGCGCCAUAUUCACGGGACUUGGCCUCAACUUCCAGGGCCUUGAAUGUCGUUUACAAUUUUACGCAUUUCCUGUUCGACACGUUUAUCAACGACGAGCCAGCCCUGCCGCCGGGCUAUGUUGAAGCAACGGACGAAGACCAAUUGGUGCUCGGUCCCAAUGUGCAUGGUAAUGAUUGGGCCGCCUUGAUGGAUCGGUACUGGUCUCUGCUUCUGUUUGUGAUAUUCCUCCUGGCAUGGAUAAUUGUCAUACCUUUUAUAGGUGUGUGCUAUUGCUGCUUUUGCUGUUGUCUAAGGUGCAAACAGGGUUGUACGCAGUGCACGGCACGCGAGGACUUUCGGUGGCGCAUUGGUUGCAGCGUAUGCCUCCUCGUGAUGAUCUUUGGCCUGAUCUCUGGCCUGGCCACAGCGUUUGUGGCGAAUAAGUUCGUGGAUCGGGGCUUCGGGGAAACCAAGGUGACAAUGCGACGUGCCAAUGAUGAUACUUGUGUCUUUCUGAGGGAUGUGGCUGACCACAUUCACCACCUGAUGGUGCACAACUACCAGCAGCUGGAGGCUCAUCUGGAUGAACAUCUGAAUAAUGCGCAUGAUCACAUAUUUCUUGACCUGGCGGACACUUCCGAUGGUAAUUCGCUUAGUGAACUGGAGCGCAUCUUGGACAAUAUGCCAAAAGCCUACCAGCUGAUGAAACAAGUGGAUGUUCUGGAGAAGGAGAUGCGUUUCUAUGGAUCCCAGCUUAAAGACGGUUUGCGGGGCAUGAAACGAACCAUUAGCUAUGCGGCUUUCUGGCUAUGCCCAUACACAGACUGUUACAAAUUCGCCCGUAAUAAUCGUAUACAGCUAAUUGAUACUUCAGCCUGUCUGCACUUUGACUUGAUUCCCAAUUCUACAGUCUAUGUGGAAGCAAUCGAGAAAAUUAUGAAGGAUAGGCUUUAUGUUAUACCAAAGCUGGCAAUAGUACGUCUCAACAAAAUUAAAGAGAUGAUCAAAAAACAGAUGAGACUCGUUGUUCCUCCAAUAUUGAAGAGCAUCGACAAUGGCCGGUUGGUUUACUUGCAAAAGGCAGUAGAAAUACGCGACAUUAUCGAGGGAGUCAUCAGCGAUAUUCACCUCAAUACCCUGAGCAGCACAAAGACAUUUGACGAUGUCUACGAAAUGUUUGGCCCAGAUCGCAGUGCUGUUAACCAAAUAAUUAUCAUAUUAAUAUUGAUAAUUAUCUUAAUCCUCACUUCGGCCCUGAUUUGUGGCUGCGCUGGAUCUACUCGGAGGGCCCCUGGACGAUCUGGAUUUUGUAGCAAGGGCAUGGCCGCCUCAUGCCUGCUAAUUGCCAUUAUCCUAAUAUUUUGUGUGUUCUCGGUUAUAACACUGGUUGGACUAUUUUACUUAAUGAUCGGACUAGUUACACACGAGACCGCCUGUGCCACUACACAUGGCGAUGAUUUGUCAAUAAUCUUCCGUCGGCUCGACACCCUGAUGGAUAUCAAUCGUUACAUGGUGGGGAAUCGGGUAGACUCGACGGCGUCAUCGCGAACGCUUGCAGUGUCAAAUUCAAUCAGGUCCUGCCAUGCAAAUGAGUCCAUCUUUGAGAUGUUAAUAGCACUAAACGUUUUCAACAUAAACGACCUGGCGAAUAGGGAAAUAUUGAUCCAUAAUGAGGAGAGUACACCCUUGUUUACUGAUGAUUUAUCCGCUGUGUAUAUAUUGAAAGCCGAAGAGAAGAUCAAGCUCAAUGAGAUGCGUUUGGGCAAUCUAUCGCUAUACCAUAGCAGCCUAUACGAACAACAUCUUUGCACGAAAUUUGUGCACACGGAUUUGACAGUGCUGGCAAAUAGGUUGUACGGCAUGUCAACCUUUCUCGCCGGAAAUGACGUUAGGCCAGGUUCAAUCCAGUUCAAGCUGGAUUACCUUAAUGCCAUGCAAUACUAUGAAAACAUGCACGAACCACUGAGGAGGUCCAUUAACAAAAUUUUGGAGAAAGUGAAGCUGAUUGACAGCCUCAUUCUGUACGACAACCACAACUUUAAUACGUCGAUAUCAUUACUACUCGAAGCGGCAGAAAAGUCCGAGAACUUUAUCAAGAGCAAGGGCAAGGAUUUCAUCAAUACCCUGGCGAAGAACCUUUCCGCCACAGCCAAUGAAGUGAUUAAGGAUUAUGUUGAAAUGGUGAUAUUGGAAAGCAAGAAAAACGUUGGACAUUGCCAGCCCCUCGCAUACGUUUACUAUCAAGGCAUUCACUUUGUUUGUUCCCGUCUGGUGGAUCCAAUAAAUGCAUUUUGGGCGGCGAUACUUCUCUGCGCCCUGCUGCUUCUACCUAUACUCUUUGUUUGCCAUCGUCUGAUGUGCUUGUACCUUAGAAUCUAUCCGAUUGUCGCUGUAACAGGUGGCCCUGUGAGUAGCUGUCCCUUCUGCACAGGCCAGCCAGCGCCAGUUACUUUCUGCCAUGGAGGCCAACAGGCACAUUGUGAGUGCCCCUUUGGCAACAGGACAGACCAGGCGGCUAGCGCUGCAUCACAGAAGACGGGAAACCAAGUGCAAUGGGCGGAUCAGGUGACUGAGGAUAACAACAAACCUAAGAAUGAUUAAGUCAAAUCAUG